Marchantia polymorpha subsp. ruderalis is the source of this 1290-nucleotide messenger RNA. NCBI's taxonomy places the organism in Eukaryota, Viridiplantae, Streptophyta, Marchantiopsida, Marchantiales, Marchantiaceae. The record is from the annotation of a GenBank genome assembly.
GGAGAGCUGGAGAGGAGUGCAGGCCCCCACGAGAGCAACCCCACUCUCACUCCAAUCUAGCCCUUCAAUUCCACGCCUCCACUAGAUCCAGGCUUGAACUCGUCGGCAGCGCUGGUCGCUCAAUUGUGCAUCGAACCGCUCCGCCCGUUCACGGUCUCCGGGCGCGAAGAAGCGCUUCUGAUUAGUCGACAGCGAGAGCGAAGAAAAUGGCGGGGGAGGGACAGAAUGGCCAAGAGCAGGAGGCGCGGCGAGAGGAUGGGGAAAGUGUGGCGCCACCGCCGACGACGGUGGCAAGCGAGCCAGAAGAAGUGGGCGGAGUGAGAGGAUUCAUCAUCACGGGCAACUACGGCAUGAUGCCGCUGACGGCGCCCAUUUCGGACGAGCACCUGCAGGUGGUGACGCGCCAGUACGCCAUCAAGGGAGUGCUGUUCCUCAUAGUGGGCAUAAUCGCAAUCGUGUUUCCCUUCGUGUUCGGGCUGGCAAUCGAGCAGUUGCUGGCAUGGCUGCUGGUGCUGGGCGGAGGCGUGAUGCUGGUCCAGUUCCUCAUGCUCUGCGGCUCGCCCGGCACCACGUCGUUCGUGCUUCUGGGCGCGCUGCAUUUCUGCGUAGGGCUGUGGCUGCUCCUGAAACCCCGAGAAGGGCUCACCGCGCUGACAUUCGUUCUGAGCGGGUGGUUUCUAGCUCACGGCUUUCUCAAGGUGAUCAUGUCGUGGCAGGUGCGCCAUAUGAGGUCCUGGCCGGCCGUGUUGAUUAGUGGCCUGCUGUCCAUAAUUCUGGGAAUGAUGAUCGUCUUCCUCACUCCGACCUAUGGCUUGAAGCUCGUGGGAAUCAUCUUCGGGGCCGAUUUGACCGCCACUGGUGUUUCCGUGCUCGUUAUUUCCUUCAUUGCCUGCCUUCACCGGGGUCGUGCCUCGGCCGAUGUGGAGGCCGGAAGCACCCGUGAGCCUCUUCUUCACCAAGGAAGCAUCAGAACUCCCCCAGCCCCAGCUCCAGCUCCAGCUCCAGCUCCAGCUCCUGCUCCUGCUCCUGAAGCAUAGACCGUAGAAUCAUGAGUGGAAUGCUGUCGAUCGUUGUGUCGAGUUAGUGACCCUCUUCUAGUCCUUGUAUGCUGCGCUACGUCUUGUGAAUAGAACCGAUUUGUAGGACUAGGAAAGCUCAAACGCCUUCUUACCCUCUUUCUCAGUCAGCUGUAAAAACUUGUGCUCAUAUAUGUUCAUAGCCGUGUUCGUGUUCGUGUUCGAGUUCGAGUUCUCGUUCGCGCAUCGUCGCAUGCUCGCGACAUUUUGUUGC